Molecule: messenger RNA, 7170 nt
Organism: Nerophis ophidion (straightnose pipefish)
Lineage: Eukaryota; Metazoa; Chordata; Actinopteri; Syngnathiformes; Syngnathidae
Gene: nradd
Product: neurotrophin receptor associated death domain
Exons: 6
Coding region: 411-1610 (399 amino acids)
Biological process (GO): Rho protein signal transduction
Cellular component (GO): cell surface; plasma membrane
Molecular function (GO): nerve growth factor binding; coreceptor activity; death receptor activity
Source: RefSeq, a predicted model, not a curated record
UCACCUAGCAGCUUUUCUCGUCUGUGCUGUGGAGGAGAAGCCGGAGAGCACACACACAUUUCAUACACACAUGCACACACACGUAUGCACAGGUUCCGCGGUCACUGCAUCCUGCAACUUGAAACAAAAGAAACUUUGUGCCAAUUCACACAAAGCAAAAGGUACAAAUGACGGAGUGACUUUGAACGCAUCACUUUUUUUCUGCGGAGACAACAGCGUCGGACUAUGAGGAAACUUCCCACUCCAAACAACCAUUUUUUUCUUUUACAACUUUUUGUCCUUUUUGACUCAUUUGGAGAGCUGGAUUUUUGGAUGAGACCCCGCUAGUUUGGACUUUAGCAUAUUUUUUGUGGGGUGGGAGGAACGAUCGUUGAUAGGCAAAGUCUCGGAGGAUUUUGGAGACAGAAAAUAUGGCAACACUUCUGAUCUGCGGGUUUAUUCUACUCAAGGUCGUCUUCGGGGACGCUUGUGCCAGCGGACAGUUUAGCGAAUCAGGCCAGUGCUGCAGUUUGUGUCCUGCAGGCUUUGGAGUGUCGACUGAGUGUGGAAAAGAGGACACCAAAUGCAUACCAUGUCCACAGGGGACUUUUUCCUCUUCGGAAGACCUCGGGCGUUGCCUCCCGUGCUCGCAGUGCCCGUACGGCGUCCCCACGUUGGUGUCCUGCUCGGCUGCUGAAGACACACAAUGCGAAUGCGAUAGCGGCUUCUUCUACCUGCGAUCUUUCAGAGUGUGCGCGCCUUGUUCAAAAUGCAACCGUGGCCAGGGGGCGGGACAGCAAUGCGGACCCAAGGGGGACACGCUGUGCAGGGCUUGCGGCCGCGGAACCUUCUCUGAAGAACACCACAGCACCAAGCCGUGCCAGACCUGCACACAGUGCACAGACAGCGAGGUGGAGAUCCGGGCCUGCAUGCCCAACUCGGACACACUCUGCAUGGCAGAUAAAAAGCUACACGUUCUCUCUGAUGCGUCCCGCAACGCUCCGAGCUGGUCGGGUGUUGAAGAGGUGACGCAAGGGGGAGGCAGCGCCGUCCAAGGGACACCAAAGUCCACCCUGCAGAAUGAGAACGGCAACAACAACAACAACAUCCUGGCCUAUGUGUCCGUACCAGCUGCAGUGGUGCUGGGCCUGCUGGUCUACGUCGCCUACAACUGCUGGAGAUCGUGUAAACAGAAGAAGGCUCUGUCCAAGGCCCGGGCCGCCGAGCUGGGCACGUCCCCAGAAGGAGAGAAGCUGCAAAGCGACAGCGGAGUGUUCCUCGACUCGCAGAGUCUGCAAGACAACCAGCCCUGUAAAGGUACAAAGAGGGACAGCAAGCAGGACACACGCCUGUACAUAAACCUGCCCCCCCACAGGCAGGAAGAGGUAGAGCGGCUCCUGGAAGAGGGGGCGGGCCGCGGCUGGCGUCAGCUGGGCCAAGCGCUGGGCUACGACCCCGAGCAGCUGGACCUGUUCGGACACGGCGAGGCCCCCGCUCGCACACUCCUCUCCACCUGGGCGCUAAAAGAAGGAUCCACUCUGGGACUGCUGUGCUCGGCGCUGGCUCGCAUCGAGAGGCCCGACGUGGUCUCGGCCCUCAACUGUCCCACGCAGGGCGUCUCAGUGGUGUGAAGGAAGCCCCCAUCAAGCUGCACCACUUUGGCUGCAGAGCACGCCUUAUGGAUCUUUUUAAUCCACACUAAUGUACAGUAGUACCUCAACUUGACAGCUUAAUUGGUUCUAUGACCGAGUUCUUAACCCAAAACAUUUUUAUCUCCAAUCAACAUUGGCCAUUGAAAUUAAAUGAAUCAAUUUAAUCCGUAUUUGACCCCCAAAACUGCAUCAUUUUAAGUGCCCGAGAUUGGUAGGUUGUGAGUUCGAACCCCGGCCGAGUCAUACCAAAGAUUAUUAAAAUGGGACCCAUUAACUCCCUGCAUGGCACUCAGCAUCAAGGGUAGGAAUUGGGGGUUAAAUCACCAAAAAUUAUUCAUGGGCGCGGCCACCGCUGCUGCUCACUGUUCCCCUCACCUCCCAGGGGGUGAUCAAGGGUGAUGGGUCACAUCUAGUAUGUGUGUGUGUGUGUGUGUGUGUGAGUGUGAGACAAUCAUUGGUACUUUAACUUUACUUUCCUCAAUCAAUCAUCAAUCAAUGUUUAUUUAUACAGCCCUAAUAAUAAUAAUAAUAAUAGAUUUUAUUUGUAAAAAAGCACUUUACGUUGAGCAAGCAACUUCAAAGUGUCACAGUGUAAAAGCAAAUGGUAGUAAUAAUAAUAAUGAUAAAAAGAUAAUAAAAAUAAAUAAAAUAUAAAACUAGAAACAGCCCAAUAGCUAGAACCAGAAUGCAUAUCUAUAAAAAGGUUUUUUUUAAAAGAAGGGUUUUUAAGCCUUUUUUAAAAGCAUCCACAGUCUGAGGUGCCCUCAGGUGGUCAGGGAGAGUGUUCCACAGACUGGGAGAAGCAAAGCAGAAAGCCCGGUUUCCAAUAGUUCGUAGCUUUGUCCUUGGAGGUUGGAAGAGGUUUGCCUGUUUGGAGCGGAAGUGUCGUGUGGACGAUUUGUGGGUGAGCAGUUCUUUGAGGUAGACGGGGGCAUUUCCAUGGAGGCACUGGUGAGUUAGUAGGGAGAUUUUGAAUUCAAUCCUGGGCGGAACAGGAAGCCAGUGAAGGGAUUGGAGAGUUGGUGUGAUGUGGUCGUAUUUCCGCACUCUCAUCAGGAUCCUCGCAGCACUAUUCUGUAUGUACUGCAGCUUCUGAAUGUUCUUGCUGGGGAUCCCGACAAGAAGUGCGUUGCAGUAGUCGAGACGUGUCUCAAAGGGCUGCACAAGCCAAAACGACAUCCGCGGUUCAGCGCCCACAUAAGGGCAGAGAAAAACUCACAACUCAGUGGAACGUUGAUGAGAAUGACUGAGAAAUGUGGGUAACACCCCUAGAGGAGACCGGAUGCAAUGGACGUCACCCAUCAUUCAUCAUUACUUUCCUCCAAACAACUCCAGUAGUUGUGUGAUUUUGAGGCUGACAUACUAAUCACUGGCUUACCAUGCACCCCUGGCGGGAUUGCAGAAUGUCACAAAUGUAUAGUUUUGGGACUAAAAUUGUCCUCAACGUUAAAAAAUGUACACAUAUAUGAAAACAUUUUGAUGGGGGAACUGAGCCGAGGAUGUCGUUGUGGCUUGUGCAGCCCUUUGAGACGCUUCUGAUUUAGGGCUAUAUAAGUAAACAUUGAUUGAUUGAUUGAUUGAUUUUAUGAAGUAAUUGAUUUAUGGUACCUCCUUCCAUAGGCUUCUCCAUCAAACACCAUCAGCAGCUUUUUCCAUAUUUUCCUGGAUAAUGUCUGGAUAAUAUAUUUGAACAUUCUCGGCUGGCAUGAGACUUCCGUACGGCGCAGACUGUCAUGUCUGUUGAUCAUGUUUUAAUUUUUGCCAUGUGCUGUUUGACCUUUGGACUCUUUAAGUUCCUGUUUUUUUUUUCACUCCCUUGUUUUGUUGCUAUGGUUGCAAAUUGUGUCCAGCUGUCUCUGAUUAGUGCUCGCCCGCUCACCUGCUUCCCGAGCACUAAUCAGAGGCUGUAUUUAAGCUUGCCUUUGCCAGUCAGUCGCCCUGGCGUCAUUGUGUUCUUUUCUUACUCUGUGCUGACUUUUUUCAUGCCUUGCCAAGUAAGUUUUUAUUUAUUCAUGUCAUAGUUACCUAUUUUUGUUUCUUGUCCAUAGAUAGGUUUAAGUUGUGUUUUCGCGUCAUGCGCCUUUUUGUUUGUACCUUUUUUUAGUUAAAAUUAAAUCAUAUUUUUACCUAAAUGCCAUGUCUUGAGUAAUCCGUCUGCCUUCCAGGGAGAACGACCCCGCAGCAAGCUGCGACCUCCCCAUAGUGACAGAAUGACGCCAGGGCGACUGACUGGCAAAGACGAGCUUAAAUACUGCCUCCGAUUAGUGCUCGGGAAGCAGGUGAGCGGGCGAGCACUAAUCAGAGACAGGUGGACACAAUUUGCAACCAUGGCAACAAAACAAGGGAGUGAAAAAAAACAGGAACUUAAAGAGUCCAAAGGUUAAACAGGACAUGGCCAAACAAAAACAUGAUCAACAGACAUGACACAGACUGGCAGUGAUGCGCUCAAAUUUCUUUGAUGAUUUAUUUUUUUAAGAACCGUCCACUUCAUCUCAACAUCACCGUCCUUCACACCCACUUUUUUUUCUCCUUUCUAUGGAUUGUAAAACAAAAUGAUGUCCCUCCAUAGCUAUAAGCUAAUGCUAGCGAGUAAGAUGUUUUGGUCCGAUCUUACAGGGUUCAAAGUGACUAGGCUGACCAUACGUCCUCUUUUCCCCGGACAUGUCCUCUUUUGCGGCGGUGUCCGGCGUGUCCGGGCGCGUUUUUUUAAAUGCGUCAAAUGUCCGGCAUUUUGAAUUAGGGUUGCGUGUAUUUUCAAUGUAGGUCCAGGGUUAAGUUACCGUAUAUAUAUAUAUAUAUAUAUAUAUAUAUAUAUAUAUAUAUAUAUAUAUAUAUAUAUAUAUAUAUAUAUAUAUAUGAAAUACUCGAGGUGGUGAAUCCUAGCUGUAAAUAUUGUAGCGGCUGGCUACGGGGUGUUAGCCAAUGGCUUUGGUUGGGGGGCGGGACUUCCGGGGAAGUUAGGGAAGUGACGCUAUUGACAGGAAGUUUUGGUUCGAGUUUUGCCAGGAAAAAGAAAUAGACUUCUUGGUAAACACUAAGGUGAGUGAAUGACUCCAGAGAUUUAAGCGUUAAAUAUAAAAUUUAUGUAUGCCCUGGCAUACCAUUAUCAUCAUUUCAUGACCCAAGCUAAACACUUUUUAAACUUUUAUACUGAAAUAAAUACACCUACAACUUAUUAAAUAAAAACAUAGAAAAAACUACCAGCAGCGGUAAAGUUUACAUCCAUGAAGGAAAGAAGAAAGUGAAUGAAUGUUUAUAACUGAAUACAUUUACAUAUGUAUACACAUUUGUUUUCUUUUAUUAUUUUUUUUUAAAAUGAAUUAAGUAACGUUUAUGACAACCUUUUUCCAAAACACAAUUUAGAAUGUGAGAUAUAACAGGACAAUGAAUAUGUUUAUCAUUUGUUUUCAAAAUGCUUACAAAAAAGUGGGACCCCGAAAAUAUAUUGUGGGACCCCAUUUUUAUGACUUGAUGGGGUCCCUGGGACCCCAUUUUAAAAAUCUCUAGCACCAACACAGCCGUCAACAGAGGAUAAAAAAUGCUUUAUUUAAAUAAAUAUAUUAUUCAUAGCCCUGCGAUGAGGUGGCGACUUGUCCAGGGUGUACCCCGCCUUCCGCCCGAUUGUAGCUGAGAUAGGCGCCAGCGCCCCCGCGACCGCGAAAGGGAAUAAGCGGUAGAAAAUGGAUGGAUGGAUGGAUAUUAUUCAUAAAGCAAGUUCGAGUAUCAUUGGUAAAUGUUCACCUAGUCCCGGCCUUGGCAUGCUGCCCGCCUUGGCAUGCAUAUAUGUGUCCUCUUUUUGGGAUUUCACAAUAUGGUCAGCCUAAAUGUGACUAAUUUUGUCACUCACAUUUCAAAGUAUAACAAUGAGUUGUUAUCUCAAAACACUCUUAAGUUGAGGUACUCUGUAAUAUUAUCUCCUACUUUUCCAAAGGCAUUGCCUUCACCUCCACUUCCAUCAAGGAGACUCCGUGGUAUCAUUUUCAAAAAUACAAUAUUGUUUGCAUCAGUACUACUCACUAUUGAAAAUAUACUGUAUUUGGCUUCAUGUCCUCAUAAUAUGCAUGAGUCAUCUAGCCCAGUGUUCCCCAACUUUUUUUCCACCAGGGACCGGUUUAAUGUAUGCAUUAUUUUUCACGGACCUGCUUUCUCCAUUUAAAUUAGCCUUUGUCAACAAUCUGGCUCAUUAAAAUGUUAUAUAUUCAUUAAUGUGCAUUGUCCCAUUACAACUAGUUGUAAUAUGCAUUUAUUGACAGGAUUAUUGGUGUUUAGUGGGACAGGCCAAAGUUAAGUCUGAGAAAAUGUGGUGGUUUAUAAAUUAAUGCUUCUGUGCAGCUCACGGACCGGCGGUUGGGGACCACUGAUCUAGCCUAUAAUUGUUUGUAUUUGCAACUUAAAAAAAGAUGAAUUAUUCUAAUUGCCACCUGAGGAGUUUACAUGUUCCAAUACUCCAAUAAUUUUUCCAAUGAAUAUUGGGUAAGACUUAGGUAUGGAGAACAUAUUCACCAUUAAUUAGUCGCUAAUUAACAUACAAAUUAGUAACAUAUUGGUUCUUAAUUUGUCAUUAUUAAGUACUUAUUAAUGCUUUAUUCUGCAUGGCCUUAUUAUACAACCAGUAAGCCAGUAACGAAGAGUCUUCCCUCAAAAACCUCAGAAUUAUUGCUUAUUAGUAACCCUAAACCUUAUAGGUUCCCAUCCAUCCAUUUCCUACCGCUUGUCCCGUUCGGGUUCGCGGGGGGUUUCUGGUGCCUAUCUCAGCUGCAUUCGGGCGGAAGGCGGCGUACACCCUGGACAAGUCGCCACCUCAUUGCAGGGCCAACACAGAUAGAAAGACAACAUUCACACUCACAUUCACACACUAGGGCCAAUUUAGUGUUGCCAAUCAACCUAUCCCCAGGUGCAUGUCUUUGGAGGUGGGAGGAAGCCGGAGUACCUGGAGAGAACCCACGCAGUCACGGGGAGAACAUGCAAACUCCACACAGAAAGAUCCCGAGCCCGGGAUUGAACCCAGGACAGCAGGACCUUCGUGUUGUGAGGCCCAUGCACUAACCCCUGUACCACCGUGCUGCCCCUUAUAUGUUCACCUAGUGUCCAAAUAACUCUAAAUUAAUCAGGAUCAGAACCAGAAUAAGAAAUACUUUAAUAAUCCCCAAAGGGAAAUUAAGUCUGUCACUUAGAAUAUGUUCCACAUACUAAAGUGUUACCGAAGAUUGCCAUGACAACACUUGAAAUCGGCUUCAUAUUGUAAUGACGCCGGUAUUGUUGGUAUUCCUGAUGGAACACAACCGAACAGAACUCUCUUUUUAAGCUCUUCCUCACGUGUUCACCCUUGUAAAUAAAAAUGUGUGAGGGCCACCAAAGGGAUCAUCGAGAACGGAACACCUUCCCUAUUUAUUCGAGCAGCAUGUUCAAACGUUACUCUGUGUGCUGCACUGUGUGAUGGCUUCACAUGAUCAUCUUAUCUUUAUGUGCAUAUUUCAUAUUUGACUUUGCCUGUUUAUGGGGUUUUGUCAUUCAAUUAAUAAAUCAUUUGUAAUAAAAA